AUGGCAGCUCCCUCUGGUUGUUCUGCAUCAGUACCUUCACUGCCACCACCGUGCCCAAAGUCGCCUCCACAGUAUCCAGAUUUGUAUGGGAAGCGCAGAGAAACAGCCAGGGUUCAGAUGCUUGAGAGGGAGAUUGGUUUUCUUGAGGAGGAACUUAAAUCUGUUGAACGCCUUCAACCUUCUUCAAGAUGCUGCAAAGAGGUUGCUGAUUUUGUGGCUGCAAACCCAGAUCCAUUAAUACCUACGAACCGGAAGAAACGCCGGUCAUGUCGCUUCUGGAAAUGGCUUUGUGUAACUGUAAUCCGUGUGCCUGCUGCUGUCCGCUUCCAAAGUGGCGAUGUGGCUGCUCAUGUCCCCGGUCCAGCUGUCUAUGUCCCUGGUCCAGCUGCUCAUGUCCCAGGUCCAGCUGCUCAUGUCCCCGGUCCAGCUGCUGCAAAAAUAUUUCCUGCAGCAAAAAUUGUUGCAUUUUUCCGUCGUGUUCAUGUCCUGAUUGCUCUUGUAGCAAUUGUUUCAAAUGGAAAUGCUCUUGUCCUAAAUGUCCAAAGUUACGGCCUUGCUGCUGUUGUAGAAUAUCCUGUUGUUGUAACCCCUGCAGUACAUGUUUGUAGUAUUGAUGCUUGA
This is a messenger RNA of Prunus armeniaca (apricot), 621 nucleotides long. The record is from the annotation of a GenBank genome assembly. NCBI's taxonomy places the organism in Eukaryota, Viridiplantae, Streptophyta, Magnoliopsida, Rosales, Rosaceae.